This is a messenger RNA of Octopus bimaculoides (California two-spot octopus), 9347 nucleotides long. RefSeq lists its product as uncharacterized. Gene Ontology annotation, cellular component: ribonucleoprotein complex; mitochondrion. NCBI's taxonomy places the organism in Eukaryota, Metazoa, Mollusca, Cephalopoda, Octopoda, Octopodidae. The record is from RefSeq and is a predicted model, not a curated record. Gene Ontology annotation, molecular function: selenocysteine insertion sequence binding; ribonucleoprotein complex binding; mRNA 3'-UTR binding.
AUGAUAGUGUGGCCGCCAUGGCAGUUGGCAGAGUGUUGAGUUAAAGGCUUCGUCCUUGUUUGUUUUUUUCUCUCCUUGUCAUGAAGAACCGAUUGUCUUCUGAUCACAGCAAACAGUCAUGACUCAGAUUGAUACUUUAAGUGCACAGGUGGCCAGUAGCCGUGUGCUGUCGCCUGAUGCUAAAGUAUUCAUUCCACAGCAGUGCAAAAGUGCAACGGCUGCUGUUCUCGUUCCAAAGGAUACUUCUAUUAUAGCUCAAUCUUUUGAGACAAUCCCUGAUGCAAGUUCAAAACAUCCCAAUAGAAUGGCUGGUAGUUUCACUGCACUCGGAAUGCAUACUGGUGCAUCUCCUAUGCUGACAAAUGGUGAUGUUGGCAACUGGCAUGUAGCCAACCAAAUGACAGAUAACAAGGGUUAUUUUGUGAAAGGCAACCGAAAUGGCAAGAUGGACAAAUCUCAUCGUCCUCUCCAGAAACAAAUGGAUGAAUAUAUGUACAUGCCAGCUGGUGUCUCCAUCACAGCUCCUCAACCAACUCCAAUAUUGUACAACAGAGUUAAUUACUCCCCCACAGCCAGUUCUAGCUAUGUGUAUAUAUCCUACCCACCAAAUGCCAACUCUGCUUAUAAUUUUGCCCUUGGUCCUCCUCCACCACCACCACCGCCUCCUCUGCCACCUGCACAACUCAGCCAGUCAGCAACAGUCCAUGGCCCUUUGCCCCAGCCAAGGAAUCAGGCCCCAGUGCCAGCUCUACACAACAAUCCUUAUGGUAUGGAAGCAGCUCUGAUGUCUUCCAACUACCCGAAAAAUUCACCUGUCAAAGUCUACACACCAAACUUGCAGAAUUAUGAGGAAUGGCCUGAAAUGAAAUCAACCAAAAAUGCCCAAUCUUCAAAGAAAGUGAAUCAUGGAACUCAGAAAGAAAAGACUAAAUUGAAUUCUAAGGGACAUUUUAAAAAUGAAGCUUCUCAAAAGACUGUAAAACUAGCUGAAAUCGCAGUACAAACGGAUUUUUCUGCUGAGUUGGAAAACUUGACACUUUCUGAAAGGCCCAGCUCUUUGUUUUCUUUUAACAAGACCCGAAUCCGUAGUCAUUCGAACCAGUGGAUCAGUAAUUUGACUGACUCCGAAGAAAAGGACUCCGACAGUGGCUACAGCAGUCCACUACAUCGGCGCAAUGUCGUGUCAAACGGUACGCAUGUUGCUCCGGAAAGACUUGUACCCAACACUAAACAACCACCACCUCCUCCUGCUAUUGCAACUACUCCUACUACCACCACCACCACCACUCCUCCUCCUCCUCCUCCUCCUCCGACCACAACACAACCUACCAGUUUCAGUUAUGCUGCCAUUGCACAGAGACCAGCAAAAUCAACAUUAAGGAAUGAUUAUCCAGUAGGUGGCGCUGUGGCAAUACCAUCAGUGGAAUGUUCGACAAGUGAUAAUAAAAACCUGGAACCUAAAUCAGUUGAAGAAGUUGGCAAAAAAAGACAGAAACAGAAUCGUCGCAAGAAGAAGAAAGAUCGAGAUGUUAGCAAAGGGAGCAACUUUUCAAGCCCCGGUCAGACCCCGAGAUCAGGUUUGUCCAACUCUGUCUCAAUGGAUGACAUGGUAAUACAAGAUGAAGAUUUCUGUGAAUUACCUUCUAAUAAGGAACCUGUUGCCUCCUCUGCUCCAAGAAUGAAAUACUGUGAUAUCUUGAAAAAUAAUACUGUGAUAUAUGAAUCCACACUAAAUGAUGGAAAUGCAGAUGCUGGAAGUGGAAACAAAAAAGAUGGUCAUUUGACUCGGCGCUGGCAGAAGAGACAAGAAUUAGCGAACCGUGCUGCAGAGGAAGAACUUGCUGAAAUAUCACUGGAACAACAGAUGUUAAUACAACGCAAUAUUCCCAAGAAGAAGUCUGCUUCUGGCACCCCUCGAUCUGUGACACCCACCUCAACAUCCAAAGCAGGCAAAGCAGUGGGCAGCAUCAGUAAUUCUGGGAGGCUGUCUGUGGCACCCAAUGAAGUCAUUCAUCAUGCUGUGGCACCUGGCAAGAAAUCUAAACAACCAAUCUCGUUAGAUAUUAGUGCUAUGAUUGAUGCUCUUGAAAAACGAUUUAAAGAACCUCAACAAAAGAAGGAAGUUUUCAAAGAGAAAUCUGUAAAUAAACCAAUUGUUGGAAACAUCCUUGACAGUUCAGCUCCUGCAAAACGAGGCAAGGAAAGGGAGAUUACGAAAGCCAAGAAACCAAGUCCCUUGAAGAAGGUAAUUCUUAAGGAGCGUGAAGAAAAAAAACGACUCCGUUUGUUGGAGGUUGAUCCAACUGUCAGUGCUUUGGACAAUGAUCUGGCUUCCCCAAGUGUCCCUGUUGGCCUUGGUGUGGUAAAUGCUGAAAGUGAUUUGUCUCAAGAUGCUGCCAGUAUGAAAGGUGAUCAUGGAGGAGCUACGACACCAGCCAGUGCUGAUCUGUCUCCUGUCAGCCAAACGUCUCCCAUAAGCAUCAGUCCUCUAAGUUCAGGGGUCAAUAGUCCUAUUGCUGGAGCUACAGAAAAAGAUGUCAAUCCAGCAGUUCUUAAGAUCCACAGCAGGAGAUUUCGUGAAUACUGUAACCAGAUCCUUGACAAGGACAUAGAUGCUUGCUGUACCAUGUUGCUGCGGGAUCUAGUUUCAUUCCAAGAUAGACUUUACCAUAAAGAUCCAAUAAAGGCUAAAAUGCGGCGCCGUAUUGUUCUGGGCCUCAGAGAAGUUACUAAACACCUUAAGCUUAAGAAACUGAAAUGUGUUAUUAUUUCACCAAAUCUUGAGAAAAUUCAAUCGAAAGGUGGCCUUGAUGAUGCACUGAAUAAUAUCUUGAAUCUUUGUACUGACCAGAAUGUACCUUUUGUCUUUGCUCUGGGUCGUCGUGCUUUAGGACGAGCCUGUGCCAAAUUAGUACCUGUUAGUGUUGUUGGAAUAUUCAAUUAUGAAGGCUCUGAGGAGAAUUUCAGAAAAUUAAUGGAAUUAACAGAGAAAGCUCGUCAGUCGUACGUGGAAAUGGUUGCCAUGAUUGAAAAAGACAUUCAGGAAAAUGUACCUCAAAUCUACUCGAAUCCAACCCAAAUCUUUGCUCAUAUGGGCCAUUCCCGAACUCCUUCAGGUUGCAGUGGGAUUUCGUUUGCCAGCAGUAUUCUCUCUGAACCCAUCUCAGAAAAUUACCCACAGCUGGAACCUGAGACCGACAGUCGAGGAAAUGAGAUUGCCAAGAAAGAGAAAGAUUCUGAAAUGAAAAUAUCUCCACUUUGUUUUCACCAAAUAACUGCAUCUUCUGCAAUGGCUGAAAUCGAUGACGGCAACGAAGCCGACACAGAAGAUUCAAAUGAUACGGCGUGUGCUCGCAUUGGGAAUGGGAAUCUGGAAUUGUUGUCCUCUGGUUUUGAGCAAUGCGAUAGUGAAAACGAUGAUGAUGGUUUAAGUAAUAAUUUUACGUUACUACAAGAAGCACUGAAUGUGUUACCACACAUUGAUUCAAUUCAUUCUGUUGGGUACGAACUGAACACAGAGAUUCUCUCUCAACACUCUGUACGUACCGUUGGCGACACCAGCGAGGUGUUAUCAACCCAUUCUUCAAAAACCAUUGGUGAAGGAAGCUCCACUAUUGUGACAGAGACUUACUCUGAACAAGGACAUCUUGAUAAGACGACAAGUUGUGCCGACAGCUCCAUCAAUUUGACUCGAGUGAAAGCUGUAGAAAAAGACAAACUGAUCCAAGAUUGGGUUAAAGCAUCUCAGUGCUGUCUGGAAGAAGGUGGCAGCAGUGAUCAGGAAACGGCAAAAGAGGACAGCUGCGAGAGCAGUGGAAGUUCAAAAGAUUCCACAGUCUUGCCAACUCUUUCUUCAUCACCGUCGGCAACGUUAUUGAAGAUGAGCAGCAAUUUAUCCCUUGAAACUGUUGCCUCAGCAAGCAGCACGACGCUGACAACAAGCAACCCACCUUCAAAGACUGUCCCCAAUGAAACCAGUAACACAGUUGUAUCACCAGCCGAUGGAACUGUGCAGAUUUCUAACUUCUUUUAAUUAAGGAUCUGCUAAAUUUUUUUCUCUCAUGAUAUUCUAUUUAUUUACCUUUACUCAUCAUUUCCCACCAAAUCAGUUUAAGUAAAAAGCUUAUUCCAAAAUACAAACAAGUAUUCUUAUGGAAACAAUUUAAAAGCUUUUUUUUUUUCUGUUGUUGAUUUCACUUUUUUUUUUCCAAAAUGAUAAAUUAUAUCACAAAUGUUCCUUCAUAGAAAAUGUUUUUAUAUUAAUUUUUUUUUUCUUUUUGCAUUUUUGUUACUAAACCAUUUUUCUAUGGAAAGUGUAUUAUAUAUUAAGGUAUCUGUUAUCAAAGACUUGCUCACCUGUAUACUCAGCCAAACUCUUUAGCAAUUUCAUUUUAUUUAAAACAAAAACAGCAUCAUUAAUGAGAAUAACAAGACCUAUCUGCAUAAUUAUACAAUAAGUAAAUUUUGUUUAUAAUUAAUUUACUGAAUAGUUUGAAAUUAUAUUCUUUCUUUCAUUUACAGAAUUCCUUUCAUUAAGAAUAAUAAUGAGAUUUUAUUAUAUUUGGGGUCGGUCAUUUUCUUUCUGUUUUUGCCAAUUAAACGCCAUGCUCUGUCUAUUUGAAUCUUCACUUUAGCUUUUUUUUAUCAGACAUUUUGUGACCCUUUCAAGGACUAUCUGUUCCUCGUAUCCCCCUCAGAGAGAGGAGUAUAGACGUAAGAAGAAAAUCACAGAAGCAGUCACAGAAUGUGUGAAAGAAUUCCAGUGGAAAAGCCAGAAUGGAGACGAACCAAACAGUCUGUGGGUUGAAUUGGCCGAAAAGAAAAUGAUUGUCCCCAGGCAUAACAAAACCCGUUUCAAAACAGGAUUUCACAUCAACAUUGCAAAACAAAUACAGAAACUUUAAUAAUAAUAAUAAUAAUAUGGUUAUUAGCAUAAAUUCUCUAAAACAAACUUGUAAAUGUAAGUAAUUAUUUUUCAUCUUAGUGUUUAAUUUAAUUAGGAUUUCAUUAAAAAAAAAACUUUUUUGAACUAUUAAUUAAAUUUUGUAUCAACGUAAAUAUUGGACAAACUUUGCUAACACUGUAGUGUCUUGUGAUAUUCUAUCAGGCUCUUUUGUGGCAGAGGGAAAUGAAAAAAUAAAUGGUUUGUGUUUAGGUGUGGGACAAAUAUGUAAACUUCCAUGACCUGGUUUCACUUUCUGCUUGAAACCAUCUUUUACAUUGCUAAUAACAUUUAAAAUUAAUGUUAUUUCAUUUGUUUUCCUUCUUUAUGAAUUUGUAAUCAUGUGAAGAUGCUAGAAACCAGCAGCUUAUAUUAAAUCUCUCUCCCUCUCGAAACAACUUCUAUUUUUUCAUGAUAUUCAGAAGUCUCAGAAUUCACAAAAUUAGCCUGCUGUCAGCUAAAAAGCAUAAACAUCUAAUUUGGUAUUUUAUUUCUAAUUGUUUUCCUUUUAGAGAUUGCUUUCAUGUAAGAGGAAUAUUAUUGGGGUUUAUUAUUUAAAUUUCACUUGAAAUAACUUGAGGGUUAAUCUUUGUUUCCCACGUAAAAUCUACAAGAUUGUUGUUAUAAUUUCCAACAAAGAACCUUUGAUUGCAUGACAGUGUUAAUAACCAUUGCAAUAGGUACGACCAAAGAUUAAUAUUUAAAUCUCAUCAACAGACAUAGCAUUCUGAAAGCUGAGUAUAACAGUAUUAAAUCGGGAUGAGUUUACCAUCAUUUUGAAAUGGAAUUAUGUUAUUUCUAUGGGAUAUUUCUGCAGAAAAUGGACACAUUUUGACAUUUCAUUUUACAAGUUUUUUUCUUUUUUUUCUAUUAGUGGGAAUUAUCAAUAUCUAGCUGGAUGUUGCUGUAACAUCACAUUACAGGGCUAAUUGUAUUGCUACUCAAAUAUAAAACACACACAUAUAUAUAUAUGUAUAGCAAGAGAUGAAGUGCAGAUCUCUUUAAGGUAUUUUUAGGAAAUGGGAAUAAAAUUUAGUUUUACGAUUAGGCAAUGUGUGACGUGUUUCAGUCUACGAUGUGUUAUAGAUGACAUCUAAGCAAACAAAGAGCAAAACUAAAACACCAAGAGAAAUUCAAUUUGUUGACAAUGACAUGGAUAUCUUUUGAUGUUAGCACAAUUGGGGGGGGGGGGGGCGAUUUGUUUUUCUUUCCAAUAGAUUGAUCCAUACCAAAAUAUUGACUUUCAAAUGUUCUAAAAUGACUGAUUUCUUUAUUGAGCAUUGCAGUCUUUCAUAUUCUAACAAUGAAAAUGGAGACUGAAUUAAGGUUUCGGAAAUGUGCUCCUAUGUUUCAAGUCAACCUACAGCUAACCAUACCAAAUAGUGUGGCUGGUUUAACGAGAGAAGGGAGGGGUCUGCAUGACAUGUCCCCAUCUCAGCUAGAUCUCACUUCACACUGUCUGUGACCAACAUCAUUGAUUAUUUGUAAAGAACUCCUUGAACAGAUCUUCGUGUUGAUACAAGAUACAGUUGACUGUUGUGAGAAGAAGCUCAGUGAUGUGUUCAAGUCGUACCACAGCUUUGAAACAGAACAUUUGAAACCUAAUAUAUGUAAUCCGUUCAAUCUCCAAGCAAUGCCUUCAGCAGUACAAUAAAACAGUUGAGAAAACAAUUCCCACAGUUAUAAUUGAAAAGCAGGAGGAUACAGCCUAAAAUUGUUUACUAACAGACUGGGGGAUGGGGGUGGAAUAAACAUUCAUUGCUAGGAAUUUGACAGCAGCUAAUCCAAAGACACAGUCUUCACUGACAUGAUAAUGUUUGUUAAUAAAAGUUUUAUUUAAUCUGAAUGUUUUGAUUUUGAAACUAGAAUAGAUUCUAUAUUUAGAAAACUAUGUUCUAUUUUGUUACAAAUUUGCUUCUUUUUUUUAUUAUACAAUCAUUUAAAAAAUAUUUGUGUAAUCAAAGUUUUUCACUUGCUGUCACUUGGUCUGCCGAGAGAGAAGAAAUGGCUUCACUGAAUUGUUAUUGAAACAAAUUAGUGAGAAAGAAUAACUAACAUUCUUAAUAGAUAAAACAAAAAAGACUUCACUAGUUUCCAUCAUAGCCCAAAGUUAUCAACUUCUGUUGUUAUUUAACCCAAGGUCAGCAUUGACUGACUAAACUUAUAAUCAAAGGCUUUCCAGUGAUGCCUACUCUCUCUCUCUCUCUCUCUAUGGUAGAAUGAGCUUAUUCAAUGUGUUCUCCCUGUUUUUUUGUUUUUUUUAAGAUAGUAAGAUAUAAUUUGAGAGAAAUUUAGCUGCUAUUUAUAUCAGGUACAGGCCCCUUAUUGACUCUUGGUUUGUAAAUGUUACUAAUUAAAAGAAACAAUUUGUAAUGAAGAAAACUAGUUUGGAAGGAAAAUCAUUUUUGUUCUCUAAACAUUUUAAUGAUUAAAAAGGAGGAAUAAAUAAAAUCCAGGCAAAAAUUGGUUUAGCUAUCAUGUAGGGUGGGCGUUAUUGGAGAUUGAAAGCUUAAAGACCAGAAUUAGUUGACCAAAUAGACAAAAACUUUAAUUUUCAAAUGAUUUAAGGAAAGAAGUCCUGAUGGCCAGGGGUCAGAAUAUAUCUUUGAAAUAAGGGUUUCUGGAAUCCCUAAUUAUUAAUCACAGUUUUAUCUCAAUGUUUAUAACUAUUUCAUUUCAUCAAAUGUUCAAGAUGUAAUUUUCCAAUACUUUUCUAUAACACUCACAAUUUCAUUUUAAAAAGUAAAAUCAAAGAAUUAGAUGUUUCUCAUAAAACAAAAGAGAAUUUUGUAGCUUUUAAAGUUCAAUGAAGAGCAAACUAUGUUGAGUUCCAUUUUGAAUUGCAAAAGAAUAAAAAGCAUAUCCUUAUUUAUUUCCUGUAGCUUUUCUACACCCUUUUAGUGCAAAGAAAUGGACCCAGAGUUUCUACAAACUGUGGUCUUCAUGCAAUAAUAGGGAGAGCAAAUCCAAGAGCAGAAAAUAAGGACAAAAAUUGGAGCCAUGAUACAUGGUGCUUUGUGCUUGGGUUUUGUGCAUCAAAUGUGAUUCUUCAGAAGUUUUUAUAAAUCUAAAUCCGUGAGAAAUAUAUCAGAUCUGGAUCAGAGCACAGAAUUUAUAUAUUUGUGUUGAUUCACCAUGAAGCAAUAAAUUACAGAAUUCAAUAAAUAGAAAUAAGAAUAUUUUUUAACAUAUUUCUGUAGACAAUUCUGUUCUUUUGUGGAGUGUUUAUUAUUUACAUUUGUCAGAAAACUAAAUACUUGGUUCACAAAUUUCUUGAAUAGAUUAUUAAAAGUGCUUUAAGUGUACAACUACCAUUAACCUAUGUGACAAAAAAACCUAAAUUUGUGUCUGGCCAGCAGUCUGUCACUUUUAUAUUGUAUAAUCUACAGAUUUUGCACCAUAACCUUCUCUCAAAACAUUAAAAUUCUGCAUUAUAUUCAUAUAGCUUCAUGUGUUUUUUUUAGUGUUAAUCAUUCAACUAUGAGGCAAAUGUACCAGAUUAAAGUUCCUUGCUAAUUUGGUGACAAAGAAAUUGUUGAUUGCAUCUCUGGUCAUUGCUCUCUGUUUUGUUUUGAGUCACUGGAGAGACGAUAUUGGCAGUCUGGCUCUAGAUCGGUUUCUAAUGCUUUUCAAAAGAUGCAAAAAAUUUCUUGUAAAAUACAACUUUUCUUUCUUUUUUUUUUAGUUCUUUAAUAAUUUAAAUUGGAGAACUGCUUUCUGUCUUGUUAUGUAUUAUUAUAUCUGUAAUAUUUUUAAUGUUUAAAAAUGAUUGAAACCCCAAGUCCCUUUUGGCCUAUAACCUUCACUCAUGGAAGCUGUAUGUAACCAGAAACUUUCUCUUAAAAAUGAAUGUCUUCCUUGGAAACUGCUAAAAGCAAAAGAUCAGUUUUCCUUUUGACCAAUUGUAAAAGAAAGACAGCUUGCUUUAUUAUUAUUCACAGUUGUCGGUUGCUGCUUUGUUGAUUUGGUCUUGCACUCAGCAUUUUAUGCAGUGAUAUUCUUGGUAGAUUCCAUUAAUGCUUUUUUUUUUUUCUCUCCUUAAUCCAUAAAACAAACCAAAAAUACAAUUGUUAUUGUUUAAAAUCUGCAUCAGUUUAGUGAUUUGAGAGAGUUGCCUGUGAGGAAUGCAAAACCCUGGGCUGCUUAAUUGACCAUUGAAUGCUGGUGCCAUUGCAAUGUAUAUUAAACCUUCACCAAGUGGCUCCAAUGGUCUUCAUAUUUCUAUAGAAACAUUUCAUUUAUCGAUGUUGCCUUUAUUUCUCUGUGGCUGAGUGGCAUUGAGUUACAAUGAAGCCCUUUGAUUCUCGCUUAUUUCUCUGCUGUGCUGGUUGUGUCUGCAUCAUCAAUAAAUAGAUCUGUUUUACUGCUUGUACUUCACAAUAAAAUAAACUAAAAUCAUUUUAAA